AACGACUAAAUCCCUUAUCCAGCCGCUGCAUUCGGUUUUUAACAGCCUAAAGCAUCGGCCGAACCGAUAUUCCACAGGCCGAACUAAAAAGCAUGGAGGAGGCGGCAGGUGGGAUGACGAUGCUGCAGCAGCAACAACAACACGGGGCUUCGAGUCCUCUCUUCCCCGACCACCCGCCGCUGCCGCUGCCGCUGCCAACGCCGCCGUCGCAGUUGCACUUGAAGCCCCCCGCCGCGCCUAGAUCUCUCGGCGAACCCUUCCACUACCGCUCCCGCUCCCAGCCUGCGGCCUGCUUCUCCUUCGACUCCUCGCCCACCACCUCCCUCUCCGACUCCCUCUCCAUGGACGACCACGACAUCGCCCAGGUCGCCACCGCCGACAACGACCUUCCGCCUCGCGUGGCCCACCGGCGAUCUCAGAGCGACGUGCCCUUCGCCUUUCUGCCUCCUCUGCCCCUGCCACCCGGCGCCGGAGUCAAGAUGGAGGUCCAGUGGGACCGCGGGUUCGACGGCGAAGAUUUGUUCAGCACCUACAUGAACUUGGAUGGCUUCGACAUGCUCACGGACGGCAGAGAGAACGAGGCGGAGAGCAACUCGUCGGGGGCGGCGCAGCGGGGCGCCGCCGGGGACCCUGCUCUGGUUACGGCGGCUUCCCGGCAUUGCAGGAGUCUCUCGAUGGACAGCUUCAUGAGGAAGUUCAACUUCGAGGAGGAGGAAUCAGCAAAGCUGCAGCCGCCUCGCGGAUCGCGAGCAAGAUCGAGCGCUAAGCUGGUCAAUUCUAUGGGCACGGAGCCUAGCACCUUCAGCUUGGAUUUUGGUAACGGCCAAUUUACGCCGCCCGAGAUGAAGAAAAUCAUGGAGAACGAAAAACUCGUGGAGCUGGCAAUGGCGGAUCCCAAACGUGUUAAAAGGAUACUAGCGAAUCGACAGUCAGCUGCGCGAUCCAAGGAGCGAAAAAUGCGAUACAUUGCAGAGUUAGAACACAAAGUGCAGCUGUUGCAGACAGAAACCACCGCUAUGUCAGCACAGUUCACGUUGUUGCAAAGAGACUCAGCUGGACUUGUAAAUCAGAACAAUGAGCUCAAGUUCCGACUUCAAGCGAUGGAGCAACAAGCACAACUUAGAGAUGCUUUAAAUGAGGCAUUGACUGCAGAAGUUCAACGACUGAAACUUGCUGCAAGUGGGCUUGUAGAUGCUCAUGAUUCAACCAACACCAACCAACAAACAUCACUUAACGCUCGAACAAUGGAUUGCAGACAAGAUCAAUGAUCCCAUCAAGGUGGAAGGUUGCUAUGUACAGGGCUUCAUCAGUUACUUAGUUGCGCGUUUCUUCCAAUCGAUUAUCUUGAUGUGCUCAUUUGUUCAAUUUAUCAAGAUUGACAUAUUCUUUUAAAUGUUGAAAAUUUGUAUUUUGGAUUGUUGUUGAUCAUAUAGACAUAUCAAAGUUUUCAAACUAGUAUGAGAUGGUUGGUUUGAGGAAUGCAUGUGCCAUGCAAAUUUGACAGUCAUUAA
Molecule: messenger RNA, 1511 nt
Organism: Zingiber officinale
Lineage: Eukaryota; Viridiplantae; Streptophyta; Magnoliopsida; Zingiberales; Zingiberaceae
Product: bZIP transcription factor 29-like
Exons: 4
Coding region: 93-1268 (391 amino acids)
Biological process (GO): regulation of DNA-templated transcription
Cellular component (GO): nucleus
Molecular function (GO): DNA-binding transcription factor activity
Source: RefSeq, a predicted model, not a curated record